Molecule: messenger RNA, 2638 nt
Organism: Maniola jurtina (meadow brown)
Lineage: Eukaryota; Metazoa; Arthropoda; Insecta; Lepidoptera; Nymphalidae
Product: probable methylmalonate-semialdehyde dehydrogenase [acylating], mitochondrial
Exons: 11
Coding region: 632-2167 (511 amino acids)
Biological process (GO): L-valine catabolic process; thymine catabolic process
Cellular component (GO): mitochondrion
Molecular function (GO): malonate-semialdehyde dehydrogenase (acetylating, [NAD(P)+]) activity; methylmalonate-semialdehyde dehydrogenase (acylating, NAD+) activity
Source: RefSeq, a predicted model, not a curated record
AUUAUGGAUAUAACGCAAUAUGUUUAAAUACUUAUAUAUUCACGUCGUUAAUUUAAUAAUAUACUGCGCGUUCGUGGAUUUUAUUUCAAUGACGUUCCGUGCCCCGUAAUUUUUGCCCCUAUUUGUGAACGUCAAAAAGAAGUUCGCCGCUCUGUCAAAAUUUUGAAUACCUAUGAAUACAUUUAAGUGGAUUUAUUUGAUUUUAUCAAUUCAAGGUUAUACUACAUUUGUAAUUUAAUCAGUCUACUUUGCCUGCCCGUCGGCCCUCAACCCAGCUAAGCCACCUACCAGUGCCUGUGUUCAUUGUGCUCAUUUAGAUUUUAAAUAAAUUCGGCGAUGGCGUCGGCGAUGCUGAAACUUUUUAAGUCAGAACUCGCUCCAGUGUUUUGUGCGCAGUGGAAUAUUUGAGAUGAGGUUUCAUCAUGACUCUAUCAAUAAUUCACAUGAAGAUUUUGCGCAACACUCUUAAAAGAGAUUUAAAUGGGGGCAAUAUAAAUUAUUGUAAGUUACAAAAAUUCCAUAAUCAUUCUCACUGAUAAUAUGAUGAAGUUUUAUGAUUGAAAUCCUUUUGAGUCAUUGUGGAUUCUUGGUUCAGAAACUGAUAUUUAAAGCUACAUUAAAGUAGAUAUCUAUGUCUCAUUUACUUCUCCGUAAACACUAUAGCAGCUCAGCGCCAACAACCAAAUUAUUUAUUGAUGGACAAUUUCUAGAAUCAAAAACAAAUAACUGGAUUGAGCUAACCAAUCCUGCCACAAAUGAAGUAAUUGGAAGAGUACCAGAGACAACACAAGUGGAACUAAAUUCAGCCCUAGAAGCAGCAAAGAAGGCAUACAAAUCAUGGAGCCAAAGCACUAUUAUGACGCGGCAGCAGCUUAUGUUCAAAUUCGCUCGCCUGUUACGAGAAAACCAAAGCAGAUUGGCAGCAAAAAUAACAGAAGAACAGGGCAAAACGAUAGCUGAUGCUGAAGGAGAUGUACUAAGAGGCAUUCAAUUGGUAGAACAUUGCUGCAGUAUCACUACGUUACAACUAGGAGACUGUAUCCAGAACAUUGCAAAGGACAUGGACACUCACAGUUACAAAGUCCCACUCGGAGUCGUAGCUGGUGUGGCGGCAUUCAACUUCCCAGUAAUGAUCCCACUAUGGAUGUUCCCGCCGGCGCUGGUGACUGGCAAUACUUACCUCAUCAAACCCUCAGAGCAGGACCCCGGCGCCACGCUGAUGAUGAUGGAACUGCUUCAGGAGGCUGGUGCUCCGCCUGGAGUUGUCAAUGUUGUUCACGGAACACAUGACACAGUCAACUUCAUUUGCGACAACCCUGACAUUAAAGCGGUCUCUUUCGUCGGCGGAGACGCGGCCGGGAAACAUAUCUACACCAGGGCUUCCGCUGCAGGCAAGCGUGUACAAAGCAACAUGGGCGCUAAAAACCACGGCGUGAUAAUGCCAGAUGCAAACAAGGAACACACACUGAACCAGCUAGCAGGUGCGGCCUUCGGAGCGGCCGGGCAGAGGUGCAUGGCGCUCAGUACUGCUGUAUUUGUGGGAGAGGCUAAAGAUUGGAUCCCGGACUUAGUACAGCGUGCUCAAGCUCUGAAAGUUAACGCGGGUCAUGUUCCCGGAACUGAUGUUGGCCCAGUCAUCUCUGUUAGAGCCAAGGAGAGGAUUCUUAGGCUGGUUGAAUCAGGUAUCAAAGAUGGCGCCAAAAUUGUUCUCGACGGCCGAAACGUUAAAGUCCAAGGUUUCGAGAAGGGCAACUUCGUUGGCCCAACAAUACUCACUGAUGUCAAACCAAACAUGGAAUGCUACAAAGAAGAAAUCUUCGGCCCGGUCCUAGUUUGCUUAUUUGUAGACACCUUGGACGAUGCCAUACAACUAAUCAACUCAAAUCCUUACGGCAACGGUACUGCUGUGUUCACAACCAAUGGAGCAACUGCUAGGAAAUUCGCAUCAGAAAUCGAUGUAGGCCAAGUUGGGAUUAAUGUUCCUAUCCCUGUCCCACUAUCUAUGUUCUCUUUCACGGGUACCCGAGGCAGCUUUUUGGGUACAAAUCAUUUCUGCGGAAAACAGGGAAUCGACUUCUAUACCGAAUUGAAGACUGUCGUAUCUUUUUGGAGGCAGAGCGACGUAUCUCACACUAAAGCUGCUGUGGCUAUGCCCACUCAACAGUAAAUAAUUGGACAUGGGAAACAAUGCAUACAAUAUAUGAUUAUUUAUUAUUUCCAGUGCCAUAAUAUGUAAGUGAAAGUGUAAAAGCGCAUUUAUUUAUUUUUCUAAAAAUAUUAAGAGAUGUACACCGUUUUAUAGUGCUGUCUUUGGUCUCUAUAUUUCUGAUGAACCUACUACAGAGAUACUGUGACCUGAAAAUCACUUGUCAACCAAGGUGUAAACAGUUAGUUGCAGGUGCACCGAUACAGAGCCCGUUUUGAGUCAGUCUAUAGACAAAGCGCUAUUAAACGGUGCGCACCCCGUAAAGAUAGAGAUAUGUACUAUUUUGUUGUGGCCAUGUGGCACAUUGAUAAUAACAUCGAUAGACACUGUAUUUUUCUAAUUGCAAUGACGUCUUCCUUAAAUUGUGAUUGUAAAAAUCUUGUUUAUAUUUUAUUACAAUAUUUUUGUUUUACAAUAAAUGUUUUUAUUAGA